AUGAUGUCCAGCCGUUUCAGAGAUGGUUACAACCAGGCGCUGAUAGCUGCCGCCAAAGCUGUGCAACGACGUGUCGUGUCAAACUUGCCGGAGGGUGUUGAUGGUACCAUACGUCACAACCGUGAAUUGCUUUCCCUUUGCAAUGACGACCUAAACGACGAAGAGAAACAGGAGGAGGCCUUGGCAUUUUUCAACGGCAGCUGGAACUCCCAGGGAUUGGUGCACUGGAAAGCAUUGCAGAACCUCACGUUUCUGUUCGCGUCGGUUCCCUCGCCGCCCUUGCUUUACAGAUGGAAGCACUGGGAAGCAGCGGCUGCUUUCGCUCUGCGCGGGGUUUUAUUUCAUCAGGGCCUUUUCGAGUCGCUGAUAUCCACUGGAGCAGCUUUCAGUGGGACCAAAUUUGACUCAGAAAACAUUGAAGCAUUGAUUGCGGAGGCAGUCCUGGAUCUUGACGAUCAGGAAGGUGAUGCCGACAUAGGCAAGUUGCAGCAAGUCCGCCUUGCCAAGACUUUGAACCUCUUCCGGACUGGGCGGAUCAAGGUGUCUUGA
This is a messenger RNA of Symbiodinium necroappetens, 549 nucleotides long. NCBI's taxonomy places the organism in Eukaryota, Dinophyceae, Suessiales, Symbiodiniaceae. The record is from the annotation of a GenBank genome assembly.